Selaginella moellendorffii is the source of this 2677-nucleotide messenger RNA. RefSeq lists its product as uncharacterized. The record is from RefSeq and is a predicted model, not a curated record. Gene Ontology annotation, molecular function: protein binding. Bases 1 to 2463 code for a protein of 820 amino acids. NCBI's taxonomy places the organism in Eukaryota, Viridiplantae, Streptophyta, Lycopodiopsida, Selaginellales, Selaginellaceae. The transcript is spliced from 3 exons.
AUGAGGCAUGGUAUCAAACACAGACCUCGCGCUCUCACAGUCCCCGGCAAUGGCAAACGCUGUGAUCAUGACCGUCCACGACACAACGUCGCGCGUGGGCAUCCGUUGAAACAGCAUCCAGGCCUCGUCGACCAUGCCACAGUGGGAAUAUGCAGUGAUUACUUCGUUCCAGGUUACAACGUUCCUCUCUCUCAUUCCAUCGAAGACGCCGCGAGCGCCAGCGAGAUUCCCAGCGCGGGCAUAGGCGGCGAUGAGGAUGUUGGCGGAGAAGACGUUUGGGAUCGCGAUCUCGUCGAAUGCGCGCUUGGCGUUGCGCACGCUGCCGCAUCUGCCAUACAUUUCGAUGAUCAGGUUUCGGAGGAAGAGAUCGCGGCGGUGCUCGCUGCCCAGCACGCUGGCCUCGAGCCGGCGGCAGUCGUCCAGAUCGCGGCAUUGUCUCAAGAGCUGCGCGUAGCUGGAUCGAUCGAAGAACAGACUGGAAUCGAGCAUUUGGCGGGCAUGCGCUGCGAGGCGAUCCAUCCAGAAUGUCAGGGCGUUGAUACGAUCUGUGUUCUUGGAUUGGAACCGAUUUCGCUGGCCGAGAUCAGGGAAGCUCGCGGGAAGGAUCUCACGAAGCAGCAUUUUUCUGGGAGAUUGCUCCAGGGGAAGCUGUGCAUCGAUGCCGAGGUCAGGGAAGGGAUCAUUGUUCACGUCGUGGAAGACGAGCAGAGCUUCCGCUACUACCUCUUCCUUUGCAACUUCGCGAGCUCCUGGUGGACGGAAAAGGAAGCUCGGCAGUGGUUUCCAAGAGAUGCGACGGUGGGUAUCAGGGAUCCCGUGGUCUCCUUCGCCAAGGAUGGUGUUCCAUGCAUCGAGGUGCUCAACCCAGCUUCGCUAGAGAUCUCGGGAAUAGAACUGGAAGGCAGUGACGAAGACCCGUGGAAAAUCGCGAUGGUUGCUUUGGAAAACCAUGAGUACAUUCGCGCAGCGCAUCUCUUCACCAACUUUGUUCACGAGAGUUCUGAGAAGGGAGACAGGAUUGCAGCGCUGUCUUAUCGAUCAGAGGCUUGGCUGCGAGCAGGACUUCUCGACAAGGCUCUCGAGGAUGCCGAGAUGGCACUGAAACUCCAGCCGGAGGGUCCAUUCUCCUCCGAGAAUCUGCUGAGGAAAGCAAGAGCUCUCUUGAAACUUCAUGACUAUCGAGCAGCUCUAGAAUGCUUUGAGUCGUCUGGUCUGGCGGACGAUACUUCUAGGGAGAUGGAAAGAUGUAGGAGGUUCUUAGAGCAUAGCGAGCAGGGACUUUUCGAUCUGGACGAGUACUACUUGAGCAGGGAGUCGGGAAAAUCCACGCCCGAGUGUGGAGAAUUUGUCGGUGCUGUGAGAAUCGGCAUGUCUCCAGAUGGGAAAGGAAGGGGACUGUUUGCAACACAGGAUGUAAAGGCCGGGGACGUUUUUUUCUUUUGCCACCCCUUGUCUGCUAUGCACGACUCAGAAAAACUCCCGGCAGAGAGUGAUCUUCUUGCACAGAUGGUCCGAAACUGCAUGGCCUCGGGUAGAAGUUUGGAGCAGCUGGUAUCACUUGUAGAGUCCGAUGAGAUUCCAGAGCUGAAUCUCUUCAAGCCGAAUACAAACUGGCAGCAGAGGAUCGGAUUCAUCGACAUUCCGGCUUGCGCAAGGAAGACUUCCAUCGAUUAUGGGUACAAGUUCGAGCGGGUGAUAGGACUAGAGCGGCGACGCGAGUUUCUAUCCGGGCUGUGGAUUCUCACGGCCUUUGCCAACCAUUCGUGUUGUCCGAGCGCCACACAGAAGGCCGUGGGAUCUGCCUCGCUCGUGAGAGCGGCAAGGGACUUGAAAGCGGGCGACGAAGUUACCUUGGCAUACCUGGAUCCUUUCAUGCCGUGGGACGUGAGAAGCAGGCAGACAGAGUCUCGCUGGGGAUUUGAGUGCGCUUGCGAGAGGUGCCACUUCGAGUCGAAGCUCCAUUCCGAGAACCGGGAUCUCGUAAACUCUGGUAUCAAGAUGGAAAAGAUGCUCGAGGAGCCGAGCAACUUGGACUUGUUCGAAGUGAGCGAGAUGGCAUGCACGGUAGAGAAGAUGAUAAGCAGAUGGAAAGGUCCGGAUGCUCAGCGGCACAAGCACUGGAUGCGGGCCUCGUACUACAAAGCAUACGAAGUCUACCUUCUAAACCGAGAGGAGUUUGAGAAGUUUAUAACGAGGCAGGCGCCUCCGUCAUGGGAAGCUAUCAUGGAGGCUCUUUCCUUCACAGCUCCAGGCUACGAAGGCUUGCUUACUUUGCUAACAGUCUUCGCACAACAUAACGGGAACAGCAGCAAAGCCAGGGAGUUACUCGUCCGGGAGUGCACUUCUUGCUUUGGAAAACUGUGCCGUGGAACAGUGGAUUCGAUCCUUCAGCGCGAAGCAAGACACUGCGCUCAAAUGUGCUCAAAGCUGAGCGAAAAAGUUGUGGACCUCUCUAACAGGUAGCUUUGUGUAUUCUGCGACUGGCUAUUUGUUUCAAAGCACAUACAACAGGGAUCUGUCUAAGACUUGAAGAGGCCACCACAGUGGUCUUGUGGAAGCGACUGAACUGAAGGAAAAGAAGAGAAGAAAGUGAGUAUGUUAUCGUUGAUCUCACAGAGAGACUGCUAUAUAAGAAGAUUGAAGUGAAGUGUAUUGCAGCAAAUCACUGCAAGACUUA